Molecule: messenger RNA, 1704 nt
Organism: Arctia plantaginis
Lineage: Eukaryota; Metazoa; Arthropoda; Insecta; Lepidoptera; Erebidae
Source: the annotation of a GenBank genome assembly
AUGGGCCUACCAAAUAAAAAUAACGGAGAGUUAAGUAGUGGGGUUAAAAAAGACACAAAACCCGUUGAAGAUGCUCAUAUUUUGGAUAAAGUUUUAACCCACGUCGGGGACUUCGGACGGUACCAGAUGCUGUUGUUUUUGAUUAUGAUGCCUCUGGGAUACACUUACGCUUUCGUCUACUUCGUGCAAAUGUUCAUCACUGCUACACCGAAGAAUUACUGGUGUAGGGUUCCUGAGUUGGCUGGCUUGAGUAUGGAGUUAAGAAGAAAUCUAUCAGCCCCUGGAAUUGCCAGAGGUGAUUGGGAUCAUUGCAAGACUUUUGAUACAAAUUGGUCACGAAUCUUGGAGACGUUGAUACCGCCGCCAGAUGGUACGCCUACUAUACCAUGCCAGUAUGGUUGGGAGUUCGAGUUGAGUGAUAUACCUUAUGAAACUGUUACUUCUGAAAGAGAUUGGGUGUGCAAUCACGCAAGUUACGUACCUACAGCACAGUCAGUAUUCUUCGCUGGUGCUGUCCUAGGGACUUUUGUCUUCGGAUGGAUAGCUGAUCGCUUUGGCAGAGUACCUGCUGUAAUAGCCACAAACUUGAUUGGUGGCAUCGGCGGUAUUGCUACUACAUUUACAAGCAAAGAGUGGGAUUUCAUCCUCUGCAGGUUUAUCGUUGGCGUAUCUUUUGACAACUGCUUCAUGAUCCUGUAUGUUUUAGUUCUUGAAUAUGUGGGAUGUCAAUACCGCACCGUAGUUGCCAAUUUAGCAUUGGCAUUAUCUUUCGCCGUUGCCGGCAUAUCAUUGCCCUGGAUAGCGUAUUAUAUUGCUGACUGGCGCAUAUUGUUGUGGGUUACUUCACUACCCAUGUUCCUCGUAUUGCUAAUGCCUUGGUUCUUGCCCGAAAGUGUCAAAUGGUUAGUAAGCAAGGGCCGCGUGGAAGAAGCUGUAGCUAUACUCAAGCGAUUUGAGUCCAUGAAUGGAAAGAAGAUUCCCGAUGAUGUCAUGGACGAAUUUAGAAUGUUUGGAGAGAAAGCCAAGUUGGAGGAAAAGCAUUCAAUAUUGGAAAUGCUGUCUAGCAAAGAACUGCGUUGGGCUAUGUUCAGUUUGAUUUUGGUGUUCAUGGGAUGUGGUGUUGUUUUUGAUGGCCUGGCGCGGUUGGCUGACUCAUUUGGCUUGAGUUUCUUCGCUGUUUUCAGUUUUAAUGAAGUCUUCGAAUUCGCAGCUAUUUUCUUCGUCAUUAUUAUUCUCGAUAGGUUGGGCAGAAGGAACUCUACGACAAGUUCAUCAUUUAUAGCCAGUGUCUUACUCCUGAUUGCUCUCUUCGUGCCUGAAGGUCUUCCUCAGGCGAUUUUAGCAAUAUUGUCACGUUUCUUUAUGACGACGUGUUAUACAGCCAGUAUGCAAUGGUGUACAGAGGUAAUACCGACACCUUUUCGGGCUUCUGGAAUGUCCAUUUUUCAUAUGAGUGCAUUUACGGCCAAUAUAUUUUCACCCUUCAUUGUAUACGCAAGUCGCGUAUGGGACAUGUUGCCGAUGGUGAUAUUUACUGUAAUAUCAUUCAUAACGGCGGGUGUCUGUUUGACAUUGCCGGAGACCAAGGGCUUAGCGCUGCCGCAGACCAAAGAGGAUGGUGAAAACAUAAUCAGGGAACACUCUUUAUGCCGAAAACGAAAAAAGACAGAAGACAUUAAAAUAUCAACAUUAGAAGCUAGUUAA